Messenger RNA from Girardinichthys multiradiatus, 3486 nucleotides. Its product is annotated as C-type lectin domain family 9 member A-like. The transcript is spliced from 6 exons. The coding region runs from base 1389 to 2156 and encodes 255 amino acids. NCBI's taxonomy places the organism in Eukaryota, Metazoa, Chordata, Actinopteri, Cyprinodontiformes, Goodeidae. The record is from RefSeq and is a predicted model, not a curated record.
ACAGAAACUGGGUCAGAGCCAGGGAGGCAGAUUCAGGCAGGCGAAUCCGAGGGUUAGGCAGAGGGCGGUAGUCAGGAGGCAGAAGGAAGGUCAAUGUCCAGGAAUCAGAAGCCAGGGAGAUAUCCGAAGUGGGCAAGGCAGAGCAGAGGAAUCCAGGAGGCAAAAACGAGAUCAGGAUCAGGCAAUCAGACAAGGAAAGAAAGAUGGACAUUUACUCACACUAAGGCUUUUGAUAAUGUGAUGCUGUUUGUCUGCCAGCAUGCUGCUUAUGAAGCCAGCUGAACAGGUGGAGCAGGUGAAACGUGAUUAGGAGCUGGCUGGAAAGGAGCAGGUGAAAGCAAUCCUCAUAAUAGCUGCAGCAUAGAGAUGAUCAACAGGCAGACAGAGGUGGUGCAGGCAAACAGUCCAGAAUCAUAUCAGUAAUAUAAUCAUUUGAAAUCCCAUCUGUUACACCAGGUUUAAGAUGGCAUCCGACUUAUAACUUUCGAAUCAGCACUUGACUAAAGAACCAUUUAACUGCACUCAAUGACUCUGGACAACCUUUAUACAUUUAUUCAUUUAUUAUUUAUGGUAAAUAUAAUCAAUAAUUUACACUGCUACUGCUGGGCUGGAGUUUUCACAUGAACGCUGUAACAGUUUGCAAAUAGAUUUAAAGAAAGUAAAUUUUUAAAGUAUCUGCUCACUUUUAACUAGACCCUCCUUGACCGAUCCCCAUCUAUAAUAGAAAAUAAACGCUGGAUUUUACUGCCAUACAAUUUGUCAGUCAGUCUCAACCUCUUGGCCUGUGUUUCCAGCAGUCACACAGUAAUUCAAACAAAACACCUUGUUUCAUAGCGGUACCAGGAGGGUCAUAAAUGUCACAGAGGGACAGUGGAAUGAACAGAAACCCUCUAGUAAAAUUCUCCUUAAAUUUGCCUGGAACAUGAACACAAAAAAGAAAUAAUGCGUCAGAAUGAAAACAAAACUUAUGAAACUAAAAGAAUGGCCUCUCCUAGGAAAACCUUUCAUAUUUAUUUUUUGGGUAAAUUAAUCAGUCUCAACUGGCUUUUAUAUAACUUCUCAGUUUUGAUGACUGUGUCUUUUAGAACUCGUGAUAAUACUGCUGGGCGGCAGCCUUUGUGUCAAAGGCGAGUUAACAUCAACCCAAAAUAACAGAAGGGUGUGAAAACAACUGUGCUUGAAGUGAGAAAGAAGUGGUUCAAACAUUUGUUUCCUCAGUGUCUGUGAUAAACUCAGAGAAUCAGGCUCCAGCAUAAGAACGUCAACUUAAAAAGGUCAAAGACAAACGUAUUAAAAAAACAUAUUUAUUUGCAAUUUAUUGAUCAGGCAUAACUUUUCUGUUUUUUACUCAGGUUCAGUUUGUUAUUAGCUCGGCUUCCAAUUUAAAGAUGAGCAAAUUCUCAUGUGAAGAGAUUUAUGAAAAUGUCAGGUCACUUCCAAAAGAGAGUAAGAAAACAGCAACGUCUCGUUCCCGCCGGCUGUGGUGGUGUUUGGGGAUAAUUUGCUUCCUCCUGGUGGGAAGCAUUGUGGUCAACAUCUGGACGGGUCUUCAAAUGUACGAUCAGAAAGCAAACAUCCGUGAACUGAUGAUGAAGAUGGGGAACUCACAAAAUCAUAGUGAGGAGCUGACUCGUGAGAAUAUUGUACUGAACUUCUUACUAGGGUUUAUUCUGAAGUUUGACAACUUCCCAGUCUCGGAAUACUACGCUGGCAAAGAGUGGCAACCAUGUCAGAAAGGCUGGAUUUUGUUUCAGAAGAAGUGCUAUCUGUUUUUUGAUCUUUCUUCUUGGAAAACCUGGGAGGGAAGUCAACAGCACUGCCAAAGCAAAUCUGCAGAUCUGGUUGUUGUUGAUUAUUUGGAAGAACAGGAAUUUCUCAGUAAUCACAGUACCUUCUACUAUGACAACAAUCAUGGAUACUGGUUGGGGUUAACUCAAAGAAACAAAAGUUGGAAAUGGAACGAUGGACGUAAUGACACUCUUGGGUACUGGAUGAAGACAGAAUUUGGUGGUUCUGGUUCGUAUGCUCUUCUAAUCCCUGGAAGCACUCCGACGGAGAGCUGGGACACAUCAGAUGCUGAAUUCCAGAACAAAUUCAUCUGUGAGCAAGAAGCCCUGAUAAAGCCUGAAACUAAAGCAAAUAUGCUGGACAUUUGAUCCACUGCUAGGGAAUUUAUAAUAGUGGUUCUCAAAUGAGCUGAGCUUUGACCCACCUCCUCCCCAUCUUCUCCUUCUGGACUCACAACAACCCGAUCCUUCAGGCCUCCACUCCACCACCUUUCGGAUCCCGGGGGGAAGACAUCUCUAAUUUAAUCCUAAAAAUACUCAUUCAAGCCCUCAUCAUUCGCAGCGUUCAGGUCUUCCCCCGGGUUCUGAGCGCCAAAGAAAUGUAUAUAAAAAUAAACUUCUAAUAGCCUUUCCUUGUGUUUUCCCUUUUGGGUCUAUGACCCAAAAAUGAAUCUCUGCAGAGCAAUGCAUACAGAGCGUGAGCAAAUAUGCUCUUCAUACAGCAUAUGCACUGGAGACUAUGUAUUUCAAGGUUCAAGGUUACUUAAUAUGCACCCAUAAUGUAGAUUUGUUUUCCAGUAGUUCAAAAUACACUUACACACACACACACACACACACACACACACACACACACACACACACACACACACACAGGUAAAAAAAACAAACAUCUUAACAUAACCAGAACCAUAAAAUAUAGUAUUGCUCAAACUGCUCAAGACUUCAAAAAUCAAACACAAGGAUAAAGAAGAGGACAGCAUUGCAUAUAAAUCCCCAGGGGAAUAAAACCUAAUGAAACCAAAAUAAAAACAGAUAACGCCAUAAUCUGGUAAAAGAAAAUAGGUAAAAAAGAAACAAAACUAAAAAUGUUGGGUUUAGCAAAACAUUGUUGUUGUUUAAUCACUUCUCUUUAUUUUGUUCUUUUUCAUUUCACAGUAAAGAUAUUAACUGACAUUUAUGCAAAAGCAGACUGUGCUGUUCCUAAAUCUUUAAUUAUUUUAUUCAGUUUGGCUGAAUACAGCGAGCAUUUUCAAAAUAAGAAUGAUCCAAAACUGGUUUUGCUCAGAAUAGAUGUGUUUUUGUUUUUAUUUAUAUAUUUUUAUUUCAUGUUUACAAUGAUUUACACAUCAAUUUCCUACAGAAAGUCUGACUAAUUUAUUUGGUUAACUCAAAAAUUAAAAGCUCUGUUUAUUAUUGACCAAGGAAAUAAAAAAUCACAAUAUAACUAUUUGUAGUAAUUUUUUAGAGUUAGAUUCUUUUUCAUCCUUGAUUACUUUAACUGGACAAAUUUGUCCCAUGUGACAAUAAGUUGGGCACAUCUGAUGUAGAUGCUUUGGGCAAUUGUCUUCUUGUUGCCUUAAUGUUUUUUCCAUUUCUUUUAUCACUGUAAAAAAUAGAAAAUAAAUUUAAAACUGAUAUCCUGCUUACAAGUUCAAUUUAAUUAUUUUUUAUUUAUAAAGCACCCGUUCACAACAGGUUA